UUAAAAUGUUACAUUCGUCUACAUCAAAUGUCACCACAUGAGACGCAGUCAGUUUUAGCUCAGAAAAACAAGAUCCUGCAGGCUGCACCAUGGAGCAGCCUCCUGUUCCUCUCCCGAGGAAGAUACGCAUUCAGUCACGAUCCGUCGAUAACGACUGGCUGAAAUGUGAUCCCACUCCUCCUCAGUCUCAGAACGGUUCAAACGACUCCACACCUCCACCAGUGCCUUUGCGCACGAAUGUCAGAAGACAAUAUUCUGUGCCAUAUGAAAGCAUCAGAGAGCAAGUCCAGGUGGAUAAGGAGCUCUUUAAACCCCGACCUCCUCCGCUGCCGGCCAAGCCGCCACCAAAACAGCUUCUAGAGGAACCUGUUUACCUGGAAAUUAUCCAGGAUGAAACGUCCUCUGAUGAGGAGAUGAAACCAUGGAAAGAAAUGCUUGAAGAUCUCCAGCAUAGAGGAUUCACAGAGACAAGGAUGAUCAAUGCCAAAGCUGAAAAGCUGUAUAAGGCCAUUCAGAAGUUCAUCCAGCUGACUUCUACACAUGGCGACGAUCUCAAGUCACACAUCAAAGAGCUGAACAACAUUGCUGACAAUUUGGACAAGUUUGCAAAAAACACAAAGAUCGCCGGCAUCACUGGAGGAGCGUCAACAGCAGCAGGAGGCGUGGCGGCUGCCGCCGGGGUCAUCCUGGCCCCUUUCACCGCGGGAGCCUCGCUGGCCCUUACUAUUGUUGGGGCCGGAGUGGCUGCAGCCGGCGGCGUCACCGGGGCGUCAGCGGCCAUCGCAAACAAGGCGAAUUUAAUUCAAGACAAGAAGAAAAUUGACAAAACGUUGAACGACUUUAGCGUCCUGUAUGAAGACAUCCUGACCUGCCUGAAGUUUAUCAACGAAGGCAUGGACCUCCUGAAGCAGCACGGCGUGACUCAUCUCAACAAAACCAUGAUGGACUCGAAGGCUGCGGCCUGCGCGGUGCAGCUUGCCACCGGGGAGGCGAGCGCCAUGGCCUCGGAGAAGAGCAGCAACGCUUGGGGGAUGCUGAAAGGCUUCGCCAUCGGCAUGGACUUCUACUUCACCAAAGACAAAGACGGGCAGAAGCUGAAGAAAGGCCUCGAGUCGAAGCUCGCUCAUAAGCUCCGCAAACUAGUGGAAGACCUUAAUACUGGUGUGAACGAACUCAUGAAAAUAAAUGAGGUGUUCAGUAAGCACAUUGAUUGACAGUGUUUUGUUUUUUCCUUUUCUGUUCAAAGACCAGUGCAGGUCGAGGUUCAAUAAUGUUGAACCAGCUUAGAAUUUUCAGACAAGAUAGAUAUGAUUAUUCAUUCUGUGAAAUUGAGCUGUCAUUUGCUUUCCUUUCGACUUAUUUUGUGAUUUUUUUUCUGUGCUGUUACAAAUUGUAUUUUUAAUAAAGUACGACAAAGAUCAA
Poeciliopsis prolifica (blackstripe livebearer) is the source of this 1422-nucleotide messenger RNA. Its product is annotated as apolipoprotein L6-like. Gene Ontology annotation, biological process: lipid transport; lipoprotein metabolic process. Lineage: Eukaryota; Metazoa; Chordata; Actinopteri; Cyprinodontiformes; Poeciliidae. Bases 90 to 1214 code for a protein of 374 amino acids. The record is from RefSeq and is a predicted model, not a curated record. The transcript is spliced from 9 exons. Gene Ontology annotation, molecular function: lipid binding. Gene Ontology annotation, cellular component: extracellular region; membrane.